AAAAAAAAAAAAAAAUGGCAGAUAAAGGGACUGUAAAACCUGUGGCGACGGAGGUCAAAACCACCGCUGCUCAGCCAAAGAGACCUCUGCGAUCUCUAAGAGAAAAGAUCUUAAGGAAAAGCGAACGAACGGGGCAGUCGUCGCCCUCGGCAAGUCCUGCCACAGAAAUGCCAGACACCGCAGCCACAGCCUCACACACGAUAGCCAGCAGCGCUUCCCCCGGAAAGCAAUCAGCCUCGCCGAAUCCCGGUGCCCGACGAGACCGGGAAGGAACUCCCACAAGUCAAUUACACACCGACGAGGGAUCCCCCUUCUCCGACUCGCCUGGUUCGGAGAGAUGCAGGCAGAGCAUUAUUAGGUACUCCGGGAGGGGCUGGGGCGUCGAAAUGGACCUGGCCACCAAAGAGGCAAACCAGAGGCUGCUUGAAGGCAAAGAGGCCAUAGAAGCAGCGUGUAAUAUGAAAAAAGACUGCAAGCAAACGGCACUCGAGAGUUUGCAGUCUCUUUACGAAAUAGUUUUGGCACUCUCGGACUCUAGAUCAAGGCACAAACUAAACCUGGAGAAAGAACGUUUAAGGCAUUCAUAA
This is a messenger RNA of Papilio machaon (common yellow swallowtail), 587 nucleotides long. RefSeq lists its product as uncharacterized. The coding region runs from base 15 to 587 and encodes 190 amino acids. The transcript has 2 exons. The record is from RefSeq and is a predicted model, not a curated record. Lineage: Eukaryota; Metazoa; Arthropoda; Insecta; Lepidoptera; Papilionidae.